Molecule: messenger RNA, 1173 nt
Organism: Vigna angularis (adzuki bean)
Lineage: Eukaryota; Viridiplantae; Streptophyta; Magnoliopsida; Fabales; Fabaceae
Exons: 4
Coding region: 1-1173 (390 amino acids)
Source: RefSeq, a predicted model, not a curated record
AUGGUCUUUCCUCUCUGUGUGAAUAGAAGAUGGCACCUAGGCUUCCUCCUCCUCCCCCCUCAGGCUGAGCCAUCUGAAUCAAACCAAAUGUUAGAGGCUAUGCUUCAGGGAUUGCAACAGCAAAAUGCUGCAUUGGACGCUGCAGGCGCGUCUUCAUCUACGGGUCCAGUCCCAGAAUGGAGCUUUGAAAGCUUUCUGCAACACCAUCCAGCCAGGUUUGAUGGGAAGUGUAACCCGGAUGAAGCUGACCACUGGUUUAGAGACAUGGAGAGAAUAUACGAAACCAAGAGGUGUCCAGAUGAGAAUAAGUUGGCUUAUACUCAGUAUUUGUUGACCGAAGAAGCAUGCCAUUGGUGGAGCAAAAUGAAGAUGAUACUGGAUGGGAGUGAGACUCAUAUUACUUGGGAGAUAUUCAAGACCAAGUUUUACACUGAAUAUUUCCCUAACAGUGUAAGAUUUGAUAAGGAAAUUGAGUUUCUCCAACUGGUUCAGGGGAGUUUGACCGUGGCUGAGUAUGCAGACAGGAUUGGAGGACCAUCUGGAUCCCGUGGUAGGUUUAGUUCUAGAAGGGUUCCUUACCCUAGACCAUCAUCCUCUUCUGGGUCUAAGGGGUCAUCCUCCCAACCCUCGGUGCAUUCAAGGCAGUCUAGCUACUUAGGAGGGUUGCAUUGCUAUAACAUUAGAGGGCCACACCUACAGUCUGUGUGUCCUCAGAUGAGGCUGUUAGCUCAAGUAACCUCAUCAUCAGUUCUUGCUUUCUAUUCGGAGUGCCUUGUGUGGUGUUGUUUGAUUCACUCCUUCAUAUCGGAGGCUUGUGUUGAAAAAUUGGGCUUAGUAGUAGAACAAUUGGAUCUUGAUCUGGUGGUAUCUACACCAGCAUCAAGGUUAGUCAGGACGUCUUCAGUGUGUGUUCGUUGUCCGAUCAUUGUAGAAGGAUGUCGGUUUAAGGUAAACCUUAUUUGUUUACCUUUGCAAGGGCUAGAGGUGAUCUUAGGAAUGGAUUGGCUAUCCGCCAAUCGCAUCCUCAUCGACUACGGUAACAUAGACUUGAUGUUUCCUAACGAAGAUGAAGAUAUGUCUUUGUCCAUCAGCGUGUUAAGACAAGACAUCAUGGAAGGCGCUAGUUGUUUCUUGGUGUUUUCACAUAUGGAAGUGACUCGAGAUUCAGAUUGA